This is a messenger RNA of Chrysoperla carnea, 1778 nucleotides long. RefSeq names its product UPF0472 protein C16orf72 homolog. The record is from RefSeq and is a predicted model, not a curated record. Bases 138 to 869 code for a protein of 243 amino acids. The transcript has 5 exons. NCBI's taxonomy places the organism in Eukaryota, Metazoa, Arthropoda, Insecta, Neuroptera, Chrysopidae.
GUCAAAUACAUUGUGUGAUUGCAGUUUACGUUGUACAUAAAUAUAUAUCUGUAAAUAGGAAUAUAGGGUUUCAUAUUUAAUCGUAGUGAUUGUGUGGUGAAUAAAGUGAUAUCGUUUAGUUUCAAUAAUAAAAUAAAAUGAAUCCGAAUGAUGAAGAUUCUUGGUUUAGUCAGUGGGAGCAGCAAUGUGAAACACAAGGGCCAGAUUUAGAUCAAGAAUACGCAAAUGAACAAGAAUCUUGUAGGACAUUUUUAUUUGGUCAUUUUCAGGAAUCUGCGGGGGCUAUAGGACACUUAUAUGCAGAGAAAAGAUUGCCAGAAGUUGAUGAUCCUAGUGCUUUAUGGACUGCCUUUCGUCUAGCUGCAGAAUCAGUGACUGGAUUAUAUCGGGCUUCCGUAGAAAGUUUGAAACGAUCAGGCGAAGCAGGUAUAUCCAUGGGCCAUGCACGUCGUUCACGAGAAUUAAUUGGAUGGGUGAGAAAACAUAGAAGACCACAUAUACGAAAAGACGAUUUGUUAGCAUAUCUUACGGGUAAACCACUUCCACCUCCUCAUGCGAGGUCUUUUCACAGAACUUCGCCACGAUCAUGGAACAUAUCACCUACUCCAGUUACUGUGGACACAGAAUCAAAUUUAGACAUGUUUAAUGAAGCAUUAGCAACAACCCAAUUAACUACAACAACAAUUCCUAGACAAACAGGUCGAUCACCACAACGAGCCGUACCAUCAGCAACGGGUGAACUAUGUGCAUUCAUUGCAUCAGAAAUAGCUCGUCAUCGUAAACGACCAGCUCCUAGUUCUAGUCCAGCGGAUGUAACAAUGGACAGUCCUACUCACCAUAAUUCAAAACGACAACGUUACAUACAUUGAAAGCCAGAAAGUAGUAUUAAUUCUGUAAUGAAGUUCUUAUAUGAAUGGUUUGCAAAGAAUAUUACAACUAUACCAAGAAUGGAAACGGUCAUCAGCUUAUAUGUUAUUUGCAAAGAAUAUUACAACUAUAUCAAGAAUGGAAACGGUCAUUAGCUUAUGUGCCUAAUAUGCCAUUUUUGGAUUUCUAUAAACCCACAUACAAAUAAUUUUUAAAUUAAUGUGCCAUAGCAUUUUUUAAAAUAUGAACAAACAGUAAAAUUACAUAUAUAAGGCUCAUUCCAUCUACAUAUUUCAGUACACGGGCAGCCACACCGGUUUAGGGAUAUCUCUUAGCUAUUUCUAUGCAAAUGCCGGAAGAGUACUGAGAUGUCGGGCCAUCACUUUGUGAACGUAUAUAUUGCUCUUAAGUUGACCAAUAUAUUUUUGUUUCCAUAUCUGAUUUAGUUGUAAUUUUUUUGAAGGGUUAUUUUAAGAAAAAAUGAUUUGACUUACUUACGAAUAGGUUGCACUAGUGUAAUCAAAACUCGGGUUUGAUUAAUUUUUGCUUAAUAUAAGUUUAAAAUACCUGUGAUUGCUUACAAAUUAAAAACCUGUUAUUUUAAUCUUUGAAUAACACAGCAAAAUUUCCUUACAAUUUUUAUAAACCGUUUAAAUGCACCAAAAAUAAAAAAAAUUAAUUUUCAGAAAAUACUUCUAUUGAUAGUUUUCUUCGUUGUAUUGAAGUUGUCUUCAAUCAGUUUUUUAGUAACAAAUAUGGUUAAUUUUGAGAACCAAAAUUGAAUUUAUUUUGCAGGAAAAGAAGAUAUUAAAAUUCGAAAAUCUGACUGUUAAAUUCAUUCAAAAGCAAAUUUUUCCAUCCAGAAUUUAUUAAUUUUUCGAAAAUUGUUUAACGCUAAACAAAUCAAAAUU